GGAAACGGACAGAGGGAGUACUACAGAGUCUACAGUGUUGUUUGAAUUCCUCCUCGUCUCCCUCGCAGCCAUGCUGACUCCCAGAAAGAUCCUAAGAAUCCAAGAAUUCAAACCCAGCAAAAUCAGCAUCACCUCAAUCAAAACUCACUGCUCUCGUUUCUUCUCUUCAAUUCCUCUCCAACAAAUCCCCACACCUCCAGGAACCUCACAAUCUCUUCACGACUCCAUCUCAUCUUCUCUGUGGCAUUUGAUCAAACACCUCUCACCCAUUCUCACUCCCUCCCUAAUCGCCACUGUUCUACCUGAUUUUCGUUCUAACCCAGACCACAUUCUCAACUUCAUUCAUCAUGUUGACCCUCAGUGUCUCGACAUUAAUUGCUAUUGUCUAGCGAUCACUAUUGUGUCUCAGGCAACUUCCUCGAAACCAGCUUUAGGAUUAAUAAAGAAGGUUAUUGCUAGUAACAUUGCCACAAGAAAGGAGAUUUUUGAUGGGUUGGUCAGUGCUGGAAAAGGGUUAAGUGUGGAGAGCCAGAGAGUGUUUGAUUUGUUUUUACAGGCAUUCUGUGAUUUGAAAAUGGCGGAUGAGGCGUUUAAGUGGUUUUUGAUGAUGAAAUGUAAGCGUAUAUUGCCUAAGAUUGAAAGUUGUAAUGAUAUGUUGAGUUUGUUUCUUAAGUUGAAUCGGACCCCUGCUGCUUGGGUUUUGUAUGCUGAGAUGUUUAGGCUGAAGAUUGAGUCGACGGUUUGUACGUUUAAUAUAAUGAUUAAUGUUUUAUGUAAAGAAGGUAAGUUGAAGAAAGCUAUGGAGUUUGUUAUCGACAUGGAGGGAUUAGGGUUUAAGCCAAAUGUUGUAACUUAUAAUACUAUAGUCCAGGGUUAUUGUUUGAAGGGGAAUAUUGAGGGUGCUCAGAGGGUUAUUGAGGUGAUGAAAGGCAAAGGUGUUGAGCCGGAUUCGUAUACUUAUAAUUCGAUUAUUAAUGGAAUGUGCAAAAUUCGGAGGGUUGAACAAGCGUCUGCUUUUUUUGAUAAGAUGGAGGAAUGUGGGUUGGUUCCGACUGCUGUGACGUAUAACAGUUUGAUUGACGGUUAUUGUAACAAAGGAGACCUUGAUAGAGCCUUCAGUUAUAGGGAUAAGAUGGUUAAGAAGGGAAUUGCACCAACAGUAUCCACAUACAAUGUGUUGAUUCAUUCUCUGUUUAUGGAAGGUAAGGAGGCUGAAGCCAAUGAUAUGAUUAAAGAUAUGGGACAAAAGGGUAUGUCUCCAGAUGCCAUUACUUACAACAUUUUGAUAAAUGGGUACUGCAGGUCUGGAAAUGAAAGGAAAGCGUUUAACAUGCAUGAUGAGAUGAUAGGCAAACAGAUCCAGCCUACACGAGAGACCUACACAUCUCUUAUUUAUGUUUUGAGCAAAAAGAGAAAAAUGAUAGAAGCUGAUAACUUGUUUCAGAAGAUAGUUAGAAGAGGAAUUUUACCGGAUCUUAUAAUGUUCAAUGCCUUAAUUGAUGGUCACUGUGCCAAUGGUAAUGUGAAUCACGCAUUUUCACUUUUAAAAGAGAUGGAUAGACUGCGGGUUAUACCUGAUGAAGUGACAUAUAACACUUUGAUGCAAGGGCUUUGCAGAGAGGGUAAAGUUGAAGAAGCCCGGGGGCUUAUUGAUGAGAUGAAGCGGAAGGGGAUAAAGCCUGAUUACAUCAGUUAUAACACUCUUAUAAGUGGGUACAGUAGAAGAGGUGAUAUAAACGUUGCCCUGAGAGUUCGAGAUGAGAUGCUAAGUAUAGGUUUCAAUCCUACUCGUCUCACUUACAAUGCUCUUAUUCAGGGUUUAUGCAAAAACCAAGAGGGAGAUCAUGCUGAAGAACUACUUCAAGAAAUGAUCAGCAGGGGAAUUGAUCCAGAUGAUAGUACUUACUAUUAUUUGAUCAAAGGAAUAGGUGACGUAGAUAAAUUUUUGGAGAAGGAUGAUUUAUGAUUUAGUAAUUAGUAUAGCUUCAUACAGAAUAGUGUUGUUAAUUGGUUCUGAACUGCAAAUGGACUGGUUGAUGACGCCUAAUAUUACAGAGACUCUUAUGGAUCAA
This is a messenger RNA of Daucus carota subsp. sativus, 2072 nucleotides long. Its product is annotated as pentatricopeptide repeat-containing protein At2g15630, mitochondrial. Gene Ontology annotation, biological process: chloroplast-nucleus signaling pathway; mitochondria-nucleus signaling pathway. The transcript has a single exon. Gene Ontology annotation, molecular function: protein binding. Bases 71 to 1966 code for a protein of 631 amino acids. Lineage: Eukaryota; Viridiplantae; Streptophyta; Magnoliopsida; Apiales; Apiaceae. The record is from RefSeq and is a predicted model, not a curated record. Gene Ontology annotation, cellular component: chloroplast.